Messenger RNA from Dipodomys spectabilis (banner-tailed kangaroo rat), 3638 nucleotides. RefSeq names its product cleavage and polyadenylation specific factor 7 (gene Cpsf7). NCBI's taxonomy places the organism in Eukaryota, Metazoa, Chordata, Mammalia, Rodentia, Heteromyidae. The transcript has 11 exons. Gene Ontology annotation, biological process: mRNA alternative polyadenylation. Gene Ontology annotation, molecular function: mRNA binding. The coding region runs from base 142 to 1557 and encodes 471 amino acids. The record is from RefSeq and is a predicted model, not a curated record. Gene Ontology annotation, cellular component: mRNA cleavage and polyadenylation specificity factor complex.
GAAGGGGGGGGCGGGACCUGGGGCGGAGAGCGGUUCGCGCGCUUCGGGCCUAGUCCGGACUCGCCGCCGCCGCCGCCAUAUUCCCGUGGCAAAUUUCCUACUUUGUCCAUUCUCCCGGCCCGAGAUCUUCUCUGCGGAGCCAUGUCAGAAGGAGUGGACUUGAUUGAUAUAUACGCUGAUGAGGAGUUCAACCAGGACUCAGAGUUCAACAAUACAGAUCAGAUUGACCUAUAUGAUGAUGUGCUGACAGCCACCUCCCAGCCGUCAGAUGACAGAAGCAGCAGUGCUGAGCCACCACCUCCUGUUCGCCAGGAGCCGUCUCCCAAGCCCAACAACAAGGCGCCUGCAAUUCUGUAUACCUACAGUGGUCUGAGGAAUAGACGAGCAGCUGUCUAUGUAGGCAGCUUCUCUUGGUGGACCACAGACCAGCAGCUGAUCCAGGUUAUUCGCUCUAUAGGAGUCUAUGAUGUGGUGGAGUUGAAAUUUGCAGAGAAUCGAGCAAAUGGCCAAUCCAAAGGGUAUGCUGAGGUGGUGGUAGCCUCUGAAAACUCUGUCCACAAGUUAUUGGAACUUCUGCCAGGAAAAGUUCUUAAUGGAGAAAAAGUAGAUGUGAGGCCGGCCACCCGGCAGAACCUAUCACAGUUUGAGGCACAGGCCCGGAAACGUGAGUGCGUCCGAGUCCCAAGAGGGGGCAUACCUCCACGGGCCCACUCCCGAGAUUCUAGUGAUUCUGCUGAUGGACGAGCCACACCCUCUGAGAACCUCGUGCCCUCAUCCGCUCGUGUGGAUAAGCCCCCCAGCGUGCUUCCUUACUUCAAUCGCCCUCCUUCAGCCCUUCCCCUGAUGGGUCUGCCUCCACCCCCAAUUCCACCCCCACCACCUCUCUCCUCAAGUUUUGGGGUUCCUCCUCCUCCUCCUGGCAUCCACUACCAGCAUCUCAUGCCCCCUCCUCCUCGAUUACCUCCUCAUCUUGCCGUACCUCCCCCUGGGGCCGUCCCACCUGCCCUGCACCUCAAUCCAGCCUUCUUCCCCCCGCCAAAUGCUACAGUGGGGCCUCCACCAGAUACUUACAUGAAGGCCUCUACACCCUAUAACCACCAUGGCAGCCGAGAUUCGGGGCCCCCGCCCUCCACAGUGAGUGAAGCUGAAUUUGAAGAGAUCAUGAAACGAAACAGAGCAAUUUCUAGCAGUGCCAUUUCCAAAGCCGUAUCUGGAGCGAGUGCAGGGGAUUACAGUGACGCAAUCGAGACACUGCUCACAGCCAUUGCAGUUAUUAAACAGUCCCGGGUCUCCAAUGAUGAGCGUUGCCGAGUCCUCAUCUCCUCCUUAAAGGACUGUCUUCAUGGCAUCGAGGCCAAGUCCUACAGUGUGGGUGCCAGUGGGAGCUCUUCCAGGAAAAGACAUCGGUCCAGAGAGAGGUCACCCAGCCGGUCCCGGGAGAGCAGCAGAAGACACCGGGAUCUGCUUCAUAAUGAUGAUCGGCAUGAUGAUUAUUUCCAAGAAAGGAACCGGGAGCAUGAAAGACACCGGGAUAGAGAGCGGGACCGCCACCACUGAGAAAGGGCAUGUGUGUGUGCACCUUGGAGUUUGAAGAUGUUCUUAGGACACUGGUUGGAAGCAAAUGUUUUUUUAAUGGACUUGCAUCUCCUCACCUUGAUCAGGACUAAAGGACGGAGGCCGCUCCACCCCUUCCCCUCCUCCAAACCCCUAACUCCUCCCUCCAGGCACCCAGGCAAUACACUCUGCCCUACAGGAUUGAAGAUGGCUUGGCAGCCCUCCCAAUCCCACACUUCCUGUUUGCCAGGGGAAAGAACCUAAAGACUUCAUGUGGCGGGGGGUGGGGGUACAGACAGGAAAAAAGCAACAUGUCCACUCCCCUGGUCCCCAUAGAGAAUGGUGCUUUGUCCGAGGAAACGAGUUUCUUAAGUUUUCAGCAGUGCAGUGGUAAGGUUGAUGGAAGACUUAUUCCCAAAGGAAUUGGAUCUUCCGUGUAGGAUCCAGGAGAUUGACUGGGUGUGCCAAAAUAUGCCCAGGGUCCUGCCCUCAGCACUAGAUUUGAUGGGGCCAAGAGGGUCUGAACCUCUGCUAGUAUCCCAUUUCUUUAACUCCUUGAUCUUCCCAGCCCUUUGAGGAGGGACCAUGAGAACAGAAACUACCUUUUGAAAAGCUACUGUUCUUGGUUUUGCCCUCUCACAUGUUGACGGUUUAUUUUACUGCCCUCUCAGAUUGCUUAACCCUUUUGACUCCGUGCAGCCCAAGCUCCUCCAUGGACUUGCCCCUCUAAAAUAGAGCAACCCAGGAGGUUGCUUUCAGCUGGGCAAACUGGCAAGCCAGUUACCAUCCUCUGCGGUGGUUGCCUCUUGGAAUAACCAGCUCUUCAGUAUUCCUUUCCCUAGGGCUCUUCCAUGUAACAAGUAGGGCUCUUCCCCCAAGAAGGCUGCUUCCUUGUUUUAGAGGAAGGUACUGCCAUUGGGAGAUGGGGAUUCUGGGACCUCAGCAAUCAAGAGCCCUACUGAAGUACCAGGAGGACUGGGGAAGGAGGCAGCUUGGGUGGGAUGUGGCCUACUUCCAUAGGCUCUUCCGUCUUCAGGUUUGAUGUAAGCAUGGGCUUGCAUCUCCCAGGUACACACUUUUGCUUAUUACCAGAUAAUCUGGCACUAGUAUGCAGGUCAAGUCAAAUUUGUUUUCUUUCCACCUUUUGACUAUUGACUCAAUACCUUCCACAUUCUGCCUGGAGGUACUUCCUACCUCUAACAAGGAAAGAGCAAGGAAGAAAUAGAGCCUGACUUGAGUGAAUUCAUCUCAGAGCUCUAAGGACCAGCAAUCUGAGGGUCAUUUUCUACACAGGCAAAAGGAAUUGCUUGCCCCUAUAACAUCCAAUUUGUGAUGAUGCUGCUGGUGAAGGAGGUGGCAGUAGGGUCCUGCAGCGCCCACAUGGGGCAUGACUUUUACAUGUAUCCGUAGGGCAUAUGACAUCUAAGGUGAGGAGAUGGGAGUGUGAGGCAUAGGCUACUGGAGACCCUGCUGGCUCAGUGGGGAGAGACUGAAAUGGACCGAACAACCCUUCCUCUGUUUCCAGCACGUUUCUAAUACGCCCCUCAGUCACUGAGGGGGUACCCCAGGGUUGGAGAGUCACAUUCCCAUGGGACAGAGGCUACAGGAUUGUAGCUGUGUUUCCCCUGUCCCCCAGCCCCACCCCCACCUCCACCAGAACAUGGCACCCGCCCAACUGGCCAAGUGUUAAGUGAUGUGCUUAUCCUCAAGAGCAGCUCCGGUGUCUUUUUAAAAUGUAGAGAAAACCAAGUAAGGUGACAGUUUAAAGAAAACAAUAUAUAGAAUAUCAGAAAAACUGUUUACCCGGAGAAUUAUUUUCUCCCCAUUUUUGUUUUGUUUUUACUCAAUGACACAAUUUUUAGUUUUAUUUCCUGAUAGCAAAAGGAAAAAGAAAAAAAAAAAAAACCCUCAAAAGGCCAAGGCCCCGUCCCCCUGUUGUCGGUGAUUUGUUUGUCUUUCUGAUAGGUUGAAAAUUGUGUAAUAAACUUGAUGACGCUGUCAAUCUUUUAUACUGCAUUGUAUUUUUUUCCUUUUGUAACAAAAUAUUUUUAAAUAAUAAAUGGGGUGUGAGCUGUUUUCAUGGA